AUGUCAUCGAAGCUGGAGCUCCUCGAAGCUGAGGCUUCGGACACAGAGAAGCUCGCCCAGGUACGUCGAAAGAUCGCGGACCCGGAAGACUUGCCAGAAGCGGUGGAAGAUCCUGGUCGCGUAGGUGGCACAGUGCUCAUCGUCACCUGCGGCAUGAAGAGGCCACUGAAAACUCCAAGCGCAGGAGUUCGCCUUGACAGCGACACAGACAAGCCUGAAGGCACGCGGUCCGAUGCGGAAAGCGAGGAUGAAGCCUCUGGAGGUGGCGAUGCCGAGGAGACAGGUCCUCGUGGUGCCGUGCGCCGCGCAGUGCGUGACCUCGGUGCUCCACGGGGUGCUGUCCUGGGUGCCUCAGAGCCCAACAGCUUCGGGGAGGUUGUGGCCGGGGUCCCACUCACUGCCAAGAAAGAGUACCCGCUCGACGCCGGCAUGAUGGUCCUAGGUGCCUUUACUGGUGCUUUGGGUGUGCCUUUGCUUUUCCUGAUAUGGGCCGUCCUGGAGAGACGAAAGCCGGAAGGUGGCGCAUUUGGCAAACUGCUUGGAGCGAGUGAGUGA
Symbiodinium sp. CCMP2592 is the source of this 555-nucleotide messenger RNA. The record is from the annotation of a GenBank genome assembly. Lineage: Eukaryota; Dinophyceae; Suessiales; Symbiodiniaceae.